AUGUUGUCCAUCACUGUAGCAACGUUACUCGUUGUUAGUAAUGUUAUUCCGAGGAUACAAGCAGAGGGGCAAGAAGAACGAAAAGCGCAACACAAUGGAAUGCAGAGACCCGUCUAUAAAAGCAAUAGUGUAAUUGAAGCUCUAAAGGUACAGAAAAGAGAAACUCUCAACAUUGUGCCAGAAUCAUACUUAGAGCAGACAAAUCAUGUGGAUAAAUCACAAAACGGUCGUAGGCUGCGACGAGACUUGAACUUGAGUGAUUUUAUGCCCGACUUAAGCAAAAUGUGGAGUUCCUUUAAUGCUACCUCGAACAAGACUGAACCUGUAAUUUCUUAUGGUUCCCGAACUUAUCAGAGAAACAACAUUUAUCCCGAAAGUGAUGGAAAAAACGUCGUGUAUGGAUCUCAAGACGUGCAAAUUGGCAAUACUUUUUCUGACAAUCCUAAUGGGACGAAUGUGUAUGGACCUAUUGUGGUACAGGAGAAUAAUGAUUAUCGCGGGAAGAAUAAAAAUGCUCAAUACGGAGCUAGUAUUACGCAAAUUGGUAACAAAUAUCCUGAGCAUCCUGGGAAAAAUGAUAUCUAUACUGGUGUAGUCGUUCAGAAUGGUAAUACCUACCCAGUAAAUCCCGGAAAUAAAACCUCGUUUGCAAUUAUUGUUAAUCAAUCUAACAAUACUUAUCCAAAAUCGAUAGAAAAUAACACAGACGCAUUGAAGCCAGUCAUCCAUCAAAGCGGAAACUUUUAUCCCUCCAGCAAUGACUUAGAAGCUGGAAUGAAGACAAAAAAUAACACAGAGAGAAAUUCACCAUUUACUAAUCACGAUUCUGAUUCAAGCUCAACUAUAGAAAGGACGACGCUAUAUAAUAAGAAGAGUGAAGCAUAUGCAGAGAAGCACACCGAAUCUAACAGACAAAUGAGUUUGUCAUCUAAUGUAUUUUACUCACUUUUAUAUUCUUUGAUUAUAUUGUUCAAAUAUUCUCUAUUCUAG
Messenger RNA from Cotesia congregata, 990 nucleotides. NCBI's taxonomy places the organism in Eukaryota, Metazoa, Arthropoda, Insecta, Hymenoptera, Braconidae. The record is from the annotation of a GenBank genome assembly.